AGCUUCUUCUUUAAUGCAUCCAGAGGAAAUGACAAACCAGAGGCGCUCUGUGGCCAGGCAUGUCAAAUAAUAACACCGAUCCUGGGCUUUAGUCUCAACCCGAAACUCAGAGGAGAAAGGCGGCAGCUGGACAUCUGCGAGGCCGCUGGUGACUCUGCGGACGCUGGAGCGGACCCACUGAAUGGACGUCGAUGGACUGGACUGACGUCCGCUUCAAUCGGACCGAACCUGGGAGCCAAACAGAGAUCUGCAUGUCCAAGUUUCCUGUUCCGAGCAGAGGGAGAUCGCCGUGUGCUUUUUGGAUGCGUGUGGGUGCGCGGCGCCCGCAGGAGCGGCGGUGAUCCUGGAGGUGUCCGCGGGAAGCCAAGUUUAGCUCCGUGAUUUUAUUUUUUAAUUUUUUGUUUGUUUUUUUAACGUUUCCUUUCCUUCAACUCUUGUGUUGCUAUCAUGUCCCAUAAGCGGACAGGUGGGUUAACGUUUCCCCGAUGAAAACGGAGCAGCUGUGCAGAGGCUCAGUGAUCGUGACUGUGAAGAUGAUGUCGAGUAAGAGCGUGGAGUGGCUGCAGGACGAGCUGGAGUCCGGGGCAGGCGCGCUGCUGCUGCUUGACUGCAGAGCGCACGAGUUGUACGAGUCCUCUCACAUCGAGUCCGCCAUCAACCUGGCCAUCCCGGGCCUCAUGCUGCGGAGGCUGAAGAAAGGCAACCUGCCCAUCCGCUCCAUCAUCCCCAACAACGAGGACAAGGAGAAGUUCGUCAAGCGGUGCAAGACGGACGUGGUUCUGCUGUACGACGAGGCGACGUCGGAGCGACACGAGUCCGCGCUGGGGAGCUCCGUGAUGGGGCUGCUGCUGCAAAAGCUGCGGGACGACGGCUGCAAAGCUUUCUAUCUGGAGGGAGGCUUCAAUAAAUUCCAGUCAGAGUAUCCGGAACACUGCGAAACCAAUCUGGACUGCUCAUGUCCCAGCAGCUCCCCGCCAGCCUCGGUCCUGGGGCUAGGAGGACUUCGCAUUAGCUCGGACUGCUCGGACGGAGAGUCUGACCGCGAACCGAGCAGCGCCACAGAAUCUGAGGGUAGCCCGCUUCCGAACAACCAGCCUGCCUUCCCUGUCCAGAUCCUGCCGUACCUUUACCUGGGCUGUGCCAAAGACUCUGCAAACCUGGAUGUGCUCAGCAAGUACAACAUAAAGUACAUCCUGAAUGUCACGCCCAACCUGCCCAACAUGUUCGAGCACGAGGGAGACUUCAAGUACAAACAGAUCCCCAUCUCUGAUCACUGGAGCCAGAACCUCUCGCAGUUUUUCCCUGAGGCCAUUUCAUUUAUCGAUGAGGCUCGUUCCAAAAAAUGUGGCAUCCUGGUGCACUGCCUGGCCGGGAUCAGCCGUUCAGUCACCGUCACCGUGGCCUACCUGAUGCAGAAGCUCAACCUGUCGCUAAACGACGCCUACGACUUCGUAAAGCGGAAAAAGUCCAACAUUUCCCCCAACUUCAACUUCAUGGGCCAGCUCCUGGACUUCGAGCGGACGCUGGGCCUCAACAGCCCCUGUGACAACCGCUCCACCUCCCCGCCGCACGACCAGCUCUUCUUUACCACCCCGACCAAUCACAACGUGUUUCAGCUGGACACUCUGGAGUCCACUUGAAAGACUGACUCGAGACUGUCCCCCACCACCUCUCUAUUUUUCAAAGAGGUAGGAGGUAACAAGCGGCUGCACUUGGAGAAAAGCAGCCGGUUUUAUUGAAAGUUUUCGCCUCUUCGGGCCCCUCGUCAUAGAGUUUGGGCGCAGAGCUGCUCUAGAGCGAUGGAAGGGGUCAACGGAGCUAAGCGAAGGAGAUGUGAGGGAGUUUCUUUAACCCAAGGCAGUGAACUGUGGGUUUACACCUGAGCUGUUGUUAAAACCCUGCCUCCACUGAGUUGACUGACUGGCCACAGAAAAACGGAAAGCUUAAUACAAAGAUAGGAACAUAGAGGAUCCACAGAGAAGCUGCUGGCAUGCUGAGCUUGGCGGCGUCUCACGGAGAAUCUGUGAUUCACUCGCUCUACUGAGUGUAGAGCGUUUUCUAAAACCAAGGAAUUAACACACACUUAAAAUAAGUAUGUAAGUUUGUACUGUAUGUAUGGUAACGUACAUAGCAGAACAUCUAUGAGAAGUCCUUAACAAAUUCAAUAUAUGUAUAUGCAUUUUUUUUAUAUUUUUAUGUACAUUUACGCACAGAUCUGUACCUUUAUAUAAUUAUAUACUCUUUAUCUUUGUCCAAAACAAAGUGAAUCAAUCUUAAAACUGAUUUAAGAGACUGUAAGACUAAAGAAAAGGAAAGUUUUUUUGUUGUUUUUAUUCUAAGUCGUCUUUAAUUUUUAAUGACAUUAUGCAGUUUGCACAGUGGUGUAGCCGUAGACGUGCUGGCACUUGAUAAAGAGACAUUCAGAGAGCAGAAGGAGCAGGCAGAGAGGCUAGUCCCAGCCUGCGACAAGCCCUGACAGCUGCACGGUGCCAUGGGGAGGGAACAGGGACCUGGAGUCCCUAACAGAGGCCUCUAAGGUCGGGGUCUGGGCUGGAAGUGUGCAGAUCCCUUAUCCCCCCCCCAACAUCUCACUGUCCCCUCAGCUGCAGAUAAGGAGCUACAGGCUUUUUCCACCAGUUUAUCCUUAAAACCUUAGUUAUUUCAGUUUGAAACCAAACUCUGAACUUCUUUCGUUAUUGCAUCACAGCUGCUGUCUAACAAGCUUGUUUUGCCAAAACUGGUUCCUGCCAGCUCAGACUUCUUUUUUUUUUUCUCCUUUCGAGAAAUUUCACUGAGAGGUUAGUGCCGACAGGAGAGCAUAUGGAGGAAGUUGUUUCCAUUUUUAAAAAAAACUUCUAGGGCACCAUACCUAACGGGGCCCACAUUUGCCAAAAAAGGAGAGCAGGAAGAAGGACUGUGGGUGUAAUCUGGUGUUUGUGCUGCAGACUGGGACUGGCCUCUGACAGACUGCAUUUACUGUCCCUUAACUGCAUUAGGGGGCAGCUAAGUAAGGAUCACCCAUUUCAUUAUAGGUAGUUUUAAGCCUUGUUUAA
Molecule: messenger RNA, 3053 nt
Organism: Cyprinodon tularosa
Lineage: Eukaryota; Metazoa; Chordata; Actinopteri; Cyprinodontiformes; Cyprinodontidae
Gene: dusp7
Product: dual specificity phosphatase 7
Exons: 3
Coding region: 486-1640 (384 amino acids)
Biological process (GO): negative regulation of MAPK cascade; protein dephosphorylation
Cellular component (GO): cytoplasm; cytosol
Molecular function (GO): protein tyrosine/threonine phosphatase activity; MAP kinase tyrosine/serine/threonine phosphatase activity
Source: RefSeq, a predicted model, not a curated record